AAAUAGCCCUUUGCCUCUGGAUGAUAAGGGACAGCUGGCCCAGACGGACAAAGGCAGUGCUAGCCAUGUCGGAGCGCCAGGUGCCCUUCACCUUCCUCCGCAGCCCAAGCUGGGACCCCUUUCGGGACUGGUACCGGGGUGGGCGCCUCUUCGACCAGGCCUUCGGGAUGCCCAUGGUCCCCGAGGACUGGCACAAGUGGCCCCUGGGCGGCACCAGCGGGUGGCCCGGCUACAUCCGGCCUAUGCUCCCCAGUCCAGAGCCGGCCACUCCGGCAAGUGUGGGCCCUCCGGGGGCCCAUCCGGCCUACACUCGGGCCCUCAGCCGGCAACUCAGCAGCGGUGUCUCCGAGAUCCGGCAGACCCCUGAGGGGUGGAAGGUGGCCCUCGACGUCAACCACUUCGCCCCUGAGGAGCUGCUGGUCAAGACCAAGGAUGGUGUGGUGGAGAUCACUGGCAAACAUGAAGAACGACAAGAUGAGCAUGGAUUUAUUUCCAGAUGUUUCACCAGAAAAUACACGCUUCCCCUGGGUGUUGACCCCACGGCUGUCCGUUCUUCUCUCUCCCCGGAGGGCCUUCUGACGGUGGAGGCCCCGCUGCCCAAGCCGGCCUUGCAAUCCGCCGAGAUCAAGAUCCCGGUCACCUUCGAGGCCCACGCACAGAUCCCGCCGUCCGAGGCCAAGAAGCCCGCGGAAGGAGCCGCCAAAUAAGGCCCAAGUGUCUCCCUUUUUCCUAAAAAUCAAGACAUGUCUGAUUCGACGUGCGCCAAUAAAUUGUUUUUAAACCUG
Messenger RNA from Anolis carolinensis (green anole), 785 nucleotides. It is a transcript of the gene hspb1, whose product is annotated as heat shock protein family B (small) member 1. Lineage: Eukaryota; Metazoa; Chordata; Lepidosauria; Squamata; Anolidae. Gene Ontology annotation, biological process: response to heat; protein refolding; negative regulation of apoptotic process. The transcript is spliced from 3 exons. Gene Ontology annotation, cellular component: nucleus; cytoplasm. The record is from RefSeq and is a predicted model, not a curated record. The coding region runs from base 21 to 707 and encodes 228 amino acids.